AGAAGGCGAGAGGGAGGGAGAGAGAGCGAUGAGCAGGGAGUGUUAGUGGCGGGCGUGUUUUUGAGGGAUUAUUUACUUAUUUACCCCUUUUCUACCUAAUGGCGGGGAAGGAUACACGCCCAGGACACCCCAGCACCGCCACGGCUCCUUAGAUACGACAGCGACUGUAGAACGACAACGAAGGAGGAAGGACGACGAAAGAGGACCCCCUUUUGCCCCCCUUAUCCUCCCUGCCUCCUGCCCCGCCCCCCCUCGGAAGUAUGUCAUCCUUGAUCCGUAUCCGAGGACGGCCGAUUCUGGGUCCGAUCCUGAGUGAGGAGGAGAGGGCCCAGGCCAGAGCUCUGAGGGACCGCGCCGUGCAGACCCAACUCAAACACCACCACCGUCACCUCCACCACCACCACCACCUCCACCACCACCACCACAACACAACCACCACUUCCAGGAGUCAGCAGCACAGGAACCAAAAUGAACCGCCAUCCACCACCCGCCACCACCACCACCACCCGUCCCAGUCAUCCACCUCUCACCCGACGUCAUCCACCCUUCGACCAAGCGAGGUGGGUGCACGCUCAUCCUCAUCCGGUCUGAGUGCAUCCGAGGGCCUGGAGGAGUCACCCACCUGGCCCCCGUCACCCGCCUCACCCAACACAUCCGCCAAUGCCCCGGGUGACCGCCAGCCCACCGACGACUCAUCCAUCUCCCUCACCACAACCGCCAGCACGGAUUUGCAGGGGUAUUUCCGCCGCAUGGAUGAUCAGUCAACCGCCUCAAAUUUCUCGUCGUCGUCAUCCGUUCACACGACGACGGUUGGCGGUGGCGGACGCGGUGGUGUGUCAGCCGCCGGUGUCGCUGGUACAUCCAUCUCAUCCACCUCAUCCUGCGAUUCCUGGCAACUUGCAGCAAAUUUGAUAGAAGUGGACCGCGCCCUCCUCAUGAGCUCAUCCCCAGAGGUAGCGACAGACCUCAUCCUCGGCCGCCUCCACCCCUCCUCCGUCCUGCCCCGCCCCGCCCCAGCCCCCGACCCCAAGAUCCCCACCCCAGAGCCCCAGAAUGAGCCCCAGGACGCCGCCACCUCCACCUCCUUCAGUCUGUCUGGGGAGGAGGUGGAGGAGGAGGAGGAGGAGGCGACGGAGGAGGAAGGAGGAGGGAGUUUACCGAGUGAGGUGGAAUCGACGUCGGACGAUGCGAUUCGGGGCAUUCCGGGGCAUCGGGCGGGGCGGGGCGGGGUGCUGGAGGCGGGGCAGCGUGACUCGGGGCGCAGCAGCUCACACAGCGACUAUCUUGAUGACUACCUUGAGCAGCUGACCCGGAGGUGCUCAUCGGGGCUCCUGGGGCUUGAGGCGUCGACGGCAGCACUCCACCCCGCCCCGAUCCCCGCCCCGGCCGCCCCGCCACUCCAGGACCCGAUGCAGCGCUUGCCCCAGGAGGAGCAGCGUUCGUCGUCAGCAGCCUCGGAGCGUCGGGAAAGGAGGGGCGGGGCGGGGUCUGGGGCUGUGCCGGGGCGGAUCAGAAGGUGGUCAGCGGGGCAGCCUCUGGACCCGUCAAGGAGUGUGGGAAGCAAGUGCCUCGAUGACCACCUUGACCCCGAUGACCUCGCUUAUGCCUCCUGCUCCCCCUCCUCCCCCCCUUCCCCUUGCCCCUACCCCCCCACUCCCCCCUCCUCUUCCUACUCCCACGCCAGCCACCAAGCGUAUUUAGACAGUUAUCUCGGACACCUCACGGAUGAUGCCUGGCUACAGUUCCCUUGCCGUCUGUCCUCCCGGAAGCUUGUCUACCUAAGCUCCAACGACUAUCUCGCCUCCGUUAAGAAAGCCUCCGCCUCCUCCACAGCAGCCGUCACCUCCUCCUCCACCUCCACCUCAUCUCCACCCUCCUCCGCGCACCUCCACGCUGUUUCCACGUCCUCCGGUUCCUCCUCCUCACAGCAUCCAUCCUCCUCAUCCUCCUCAUCCGUCUCUCAUCCGGUCGUUCCGCCUAGGUCUGGGUCUUCCUCGUCCUCCUCCUCGUCCUCCUCCUCGCCUCCCUCCAUCACCUCCUCCUCUGCUACUACUAAUAAAACUACUACUACUACUACUACUACUACUACUACUGCUACUACUACUACUACUACUACUUCACUAUCGUCAUCAUCAUCGCCGUCAUCCACGUCCAAUGGCAGCGUGGGUGACCGCCCCGCCGCCCUGGAUGCCCCGCCCAGCCCCGUCUCAAGCCCCGGCCCCACCACCCCGCCCGACCGAGCCAAAGUCAGCAGUGAUGAAGGCAUUGAGGUCAGUGGAAGCCCCGCCACCCCGAGGAGCCCCGACUUGCCCCAGGAAAUGCCCCGGGAAAGUGCUGAGGUGCCCCGGGAAACCACCGAGGUGCCCCAGUUUGUUGUGGGCGGGGCCGUGUCUGGGGUGGUGUCCGGGGUAGGUUCUGGGGUUGGGGCGGGGGAUGACGGGGCGGAGAGCUCGUCGGAGGAGAGCAGUGAGACCGAGCCGAGUACCAUAGUGUGUGUGGAGGAGUGUGGGGUCGGGGCGGGGGAGGGAGCGAUCACCCCGGCCCCAGCCCCGACAGAGGACCACUUGCCCCCGCACACAUCCCCCCGGAAAGACCUCGCCCUGCUACCCCACACGUCGCCACUCCGAGAAGGGGUGGCCCCGCACAUCCACCCACACCCCCGCAGCCCCGCCAAGGACGCCCCGCACCACCUUCCCAGCCCCAGCAAGACCCUGAGAAGCCCCAGACGACAGGACCCAACACCCCAGGACUCCCCGGGGCUGAGGCUUAGGCUUGGUCUGGGCCCCGGGGUACAGGAGGAGGAGGAGGAAGAUGAGGAGGAGGAGUGCCUGGUGGUGCAGGUGUACGGGGGCGGGGCGACGGGGCAGCACCACCAGCAGGAGCAUCAGCAGGUGGUGAGCAUCGUGCCCCAGCGCCGGGAGCGGGGCGGGGCGGGGCAGGAGAGGUCCGAACCGGGGCAGGAAAAGGAAAAGGACCAGAUUGUGAGUUUGGUGCCACAGCGGAGAGACCGGGGCAUGGAUGGGGCCGGGGCGGGAGCGGGGGAGGGGGGGCCGGUCCAGCAGGUAUUGGCACUUCUCCGGGAGCGGCAGGAGCAGGAGGUGGAGGCCCUGCGGCAGCGGCAGCAAGCGGAGGUGCAGCAGUGCCUCCAGCAGCUGCAGGGAGUUGCCCCGGAUCAGCUGGCCUGCCUGCUCGCCCCGCCCGGCGCCCCGGUCAAAGUCGGAGGGCAGAUGACGCUUGUGGCAAACACUUCAACGGCACAACCCGCCCCACCUGACCCGCCUGCCCCGGUGAAGGUCGGGGGUCAGGUUACACUGGUCGCCAAUGCCACGUUCUCACUGGAGGGCGGGGCGCUGCUGCUGGGGCCAGGGCGGGGCAGCGACACCAACAACAAUACCCCGGCUGCCCCGAACCACUACUACAACAACAACAACAACAACUAUUACUACCCCACCACCACCACCACCACCAAGACCACCUCCGACAGCCCCGCCCCGAUGCUGCCCCCACCCCCGAUCCUUCCCCCCGCCAUGGAGUACUACCGCCUGUGUACCCCGGAGGAAGAGGACGACAAGCUGGAGGCAGAGUUGACCCCCGCCCCGCCCCACGCCCCGCCCCACUCCCCACAGGCUCCCCACGUCACCCUCCAGCCUGGCCUCUUUCGCGUCUUCGGAUCUGGCGGGGCGAGCGGGGCAUCCUGGGACAGCCCCCGCCCCACCACCAUCACCAGCCUCCUCGCCAGUCACCCCGAGGCCUUCGCUGAGGAGGGCGGGGCGGGGGAGGGGGCUGAGGCGGGCAGGGCUGGUGGGGCAGGGGGGGAGAGUGGCCUGGACAUGGUGCCCCAGCGGGAAAGUGAAGCGACAGGCCCCGGAAGGUUGCCCCGACACCCCCUGGCCAGGAACCCAGUCUUCAUCCGAGGGUUGGUGCGGCUGCAAGCUUGCAUACGUCGGCAGCUCACCCAGCGGCUCCUCCACACACGGCUGGUACAGGAGCAGGUCGCCACGCUCGCCGAGAUCGCUAAGCUCGCCAGGCAGUUCCACCGUGAUAUCGUAUCCGACAACUUGCGCCGAGGGGACAUCCAGCUCCAUAAGGCCUUGUAUAAACAGGAAGGGCUGGCCAGGGAGAGGAUAUGGCGGGUGUUCCACGGCCUGGGUGUGGGUGAGCAGAUGUCCCUCCUCCGCCACGACCGCAAGCUGGGCCAGGCGGGGGAACACUCACCCGGCACCACCGUCACCCGUCACCCGCCUCACCCGCUGCACCCGGCGAGCAGUGGUAGCAGCAGGGGGGUGGUCCAGGGGGGGAGGAGACCCACCCCCAGCCCCCCCCAGAAGCCCCCCCCGGAGAGCAGGGCAAGAAUCGUCACCCCCAUCAAAGGCCAGUCCCUCACGCACACACACGCGCACACACAGCCCCCCCAAGGCGCACACACCCACGCACACACUCACGCACACUCCCUAUCGCCCCCACACUUACACACACACACGUACACACAGUCCCCGGCCCAUGUGCACCAGCCAUACACGCACACACACCAGACGCGCACACAGCUCCGCUCGCCCAUACACUCACAUGCCUACACCCACGCACAUGACCCCCCCAUGUACACACACGCACACACACACACACGAACGCACACACUCAGCCCCGCACAAACCCACGACAAUAACCCCAACAAGCUUUCCCCGAGGAUCAGCCGCCUGCCCCAGAAGACCCCCGCCCCGCCCCAGGCCCCGCGCUCGCCCCAAGGGGUAGGACGGUGCGCCUCCCACCCUCGCCCUGCCUCUGGUGUCGGCGGGGCGGGGCGGGGCCAGCGCAUGCCCAGUAGGAUCCCGGGGCAGGCUGUUAGCAGGACGCUGUGUUCGGCGCGGACCACAACUCUUGCCAGCCCUAAAAGAGCCCCCCCUCCCCGCCCCCCCACCAACACCCGCAUGGGCUCCGGGGGGCGGCGGCCGUGGCGGUGAUGGCGGCCAGGCAGCGGCGGAGGCGGCGGCGGCGGCUGGGCGGCUGACGACAGGUGGGAGAUGAAGAGAGAGACUAACGAGAGGCUGUCAGGUGUUAUGAAGAUUCCCUCCACUUCCCUCAUCUCCUCCUCCUCUUCCUCCUUCGUUCCCUCCUCCUCUUCAGUUCUCUCAAGUACAUCUAUUAUCUCCGCCUCCUCCUCCUUCACCUCCUCCUCCUCCUCCUCCUCCACGAUCAUCGCAGCCUUCUCCUCUAAUCCCAUCUUCACUAUCUCCUCCUCCUCCUUCUCCCCCUCCUUCUCCUCCCCGACCAUCUCCACCAGUAUUAAGAGGAGGACUAGGUAUCUUCCCUCCACCUCCACCUCCUCUUCCACUCUUCCUUCCGUCUUCAAAAAUAAUGCUACCAGAAAGAAAUCUACCACUACUUCUACUACUACUACUUUUUCUGCUACUAACAGGAACAGAGGUGGUGGUGGUGGUGGUAGUCAGAGGUACCACCACCAUCACCACCCUAACACUACUACUACUACUACUACUACUACUACUACUACUACUACUUCUACUACCAACACUACUAACACUACCAGGUCAGUUAGGGUUCGAAACUGUAUCAUGUGUUACUAAACUUUUCUACUACUACUACUACUACUACUACUAUUACUACUACUACUACUUUUACUCUCUCUCUCUCUCUCUCUCUCUCUCUCUCUCUCUCUCUCUCUCUCUCUCUCUCUCUCUCUCUCUCUCUCUCUCUCUCUUCUUUGAUUUCUAUGUCAUUACUGUGUGUGUGUGUGUGUGUGUGUGUGUGUGU
Eriocheir sinensis (Chinese mitten crab) is the source of this 5766-nucleotide messenger RNA. Its product is annotated as mucin-19-like. The record is from RefSeq and is a predicted model, not a curated record. The coding region runs from base 261 to 4958 and encodes 1565 amino acids. Lineage: Eukaryota; Metazoa; Arthropoda; Malacostraca; Decapoda; Varunidae. The transcript has 11 exons.